CACCAUUUUAGAAAACGGAACAUGUGUAAUUUCAUUUUUCGACAUUCCACGACAAUUUUAUAAACAUAAAGAAAAAAAAAAAACAAAAUCUUUCAAAAAAAAAAAACACAAAAUUAUUAAGUAAUUUUAAAUUUGAAUUGAGUGAAGCUCAUCAACAGCGUGUUUUAGCAUUGAUUUUAUUUUAAAAGUGCUCAUUCGUUUAUGCAAUAAAUGACUGUACCGCUUUGCGUAACGUUAAAUGAUGGCAACAAAAUGCCAUCAAUCGGAGUUAACACGUGGAAUCUUGAUAUCGAGGAUCUGGAUUUCGUCAUAAAGGAGGCGGUAUUUGUUGGGUUUCGUCACAUAGAUACAUCGGUUUUCAAUUUAAACGAAAAACUAUUGGGAAAGGUGUUGAAAAAACUCAUGGAUGAAGGCAAAGUAAAACGAUCUGAUUUAUAUAUCACCACAAAACUCCCUCCUACAGCCAAUAAACCCGAAUUCGUGGAGACUGCAAUGCUACAAUCGUUGAAUAACUUGCAGCUGGAAUUCAUUGAUCUUUAUCUGAUACAGUUACCCGUUACAUUAAUGCACGACGAGAGUUUCGAAAUGAUAAAACGGCAGAAGGAUGGCUUAGUUUGUUUGGAUAAUACGGACCAUAUACUUGUUUGGAAGCAAAUGGAAGAUCUGGUCAUAAAAGGCCUGACAAAGUCAAUAGGUUUGGCUAAUUUCAACCAAAAACAGAUCACCAAUAUACUUUGUAAUUGCAGCAUUCCACCAGCUGUUCUACAAAUCGAAUAUCACAUUUAUUUACAACAACCUGAAUUACUGAAAUUUUGUCAGUUGCAUCAUAUUACAAUAACAUCAUUUGCAUCACUCGGUACGUAUGAUAUGCUGUCUUCCAAUUAUUUUAUGACUAAACGCUCGCGUUUGCCGAGUUUGCUGGAAGUGCCCGAAGUGCAAGAAAUCGCUAAAAAAUAUAACAAGACCGAAUCACAAAUACUUAUGCGUUGGAUUUUAGAGAAAAAUCUUUCGGCUUUAUUGCGAAUGCACAACUCCAGUCGUAUGCAUGAAAUUAUGGGUGUAUUUGAGUUUUCCAUUGGAAGUCAUGAUAUGAGAAAACUAGAUGCAUUAGAUAGAAACAUACGUUCCGUAGACUUCGGUUUCCUGAAUGGUAUUGAAAACCAUCCUCAGUAUCCUUUCUAAGCUGGUAAACUUUAGUAAACUGCUUUAAAUAUAAUAUACUUUCGAUAUUUAUAUCAAUAAUAUGAAAUAAAUUAUACUAAAUAAUUUGUCAAACA
Messenger RNA from Bactrocera oleae (olive fruit fly), 1277 nucleotides. NCBI's taxonomy places the organism in Eukaryota, Metazoa, Arthropoda, Insecta, Diptera, Tephritidae. The record is from RefSeq and is a predicted model, not a curated record.